AUGACAUCCAGCAAGAAUCAAGCUCCUUCUCCCUUUGCAACCAAUGGAACCGCAAGAGCUUCAGCCCCUGCUUCGGUCGCGCCUCAAGAUAUGCAAACGACGAAUCAUCCAAGUCUGCAUUCCCUGAUUCGCGGUUCGGGGGUUCACCAGCAUCAUCGUCCGAGUGGGGUAACCUUUCCGUUGCGAGAGAGCUUUGAAAUGCUGGGUGUUCAGACCGACCGUCCUCUUCUGGAUAUCCUUGACGAAGCCUUGGCCAUUCAAGCUCCUCCCACCAGGAGAACCGCUCCCUUCCAACCAACCCGCCCAUGCACUCAGGAGGCUCGUCAGUGA
Molecule: messenger RNA, 330 nt
Organism: Seminavis robusta
Lineage: Eukaryota; Bacillariophyta; Bacillariophyceae; Naviculales; Naviculaceae
Source: the annotation of a GenBank genome assembly